GUCCAAUCGAUGGGACGCUUCGUCACUGGUGUUUCUGCCGCCUUCACAAGAACAACCAGUUCGAAGGCUUCCUUCCUGGCUUGCCUCGACAUCCUGCCUCUGACAUUGACCGGUAUCACCCAUUUACGAUUCUUCCAUCAGCAUUAAAAGCGUUGCUUGGGCGUGCGAAUGGUUUAUUGAGAUACCAUUUCUAGAAUCGCUGCUCAACAACAACGCAAAGUCGCGCCCAACAGCAUAUUCGAAAACCACCGAUUCGCCCCAUCGAUCGCAAAAAUGUUUUCCUCCGCGCUACAAGAAGGUGGGCCAGCUAAAGGCACACGAAGCAGCCGCCGCCGGCAGCGCCCUGUCAGUUCCGAUACCUCCAUUCAGCAGCCAAAAGCGAAGCGACAAAGGGUGCCCCUGGCUGAAACCACGAUUGCGAACCCCGAUACACCGCCCGAGACGUACGAAGUCAAACCGGACAAAAUCGACAUAACAUCAGCGAAGCGCGAUGGCCUGGAAAAUGUUGGCGCGCCGCGCAAGGAACUCAGCGUGCGGUCAAAGAAGCCAAAAGUUGGCGAGAGGCAUAGCAAGGGCGAUGGGAGCAUUGUUUUGACAACAAAUAAUGCGUUCACCGUGAGCAAGUUGCCGGCGCUACCAGACAGACUCCGCGCAGACGCGCAAAGUAAAGCCGAGACACCGGUGCCCCCUAAGGGAGGGAUGUUUCGUGGGCCUGCGUUGCUGAACUCGUCAAAAGAUCGGCAGCAUGGAGCCGUCUCCUCGUCCAGCGGUUACGCUCUGAGCCUCACACAUACCCACGCCUUUGUAUGGCCCUACACCUCGUCGACGUUUUCCCCGGAAACAUUCAUAUUUACCCUCCCGUAUCCCUCGAAGCAUGCCUCGGACCCUCUCCCGCUUGGGUCCCUGGUCACCCCAGCGGCUUCUUCAGACGAGCCCGGCCUUGUCAUUGUCAUGCCCAUGAGCGGUAAAGUCGCAUACUGGGAGUCCAUAUCGAGCGCAGCUACCCUCGACUUCAUCCGCCAACAACGGUCCGGUGUCGAGGAUUCAAUUUCCGGGAUGUACUCCGGGGAGCAUGUCACUCAGAUCGUCAACGCCGAGUCCGCCGGAUUCGUCUUGGUCUUCAGCACUGGGAGGAUGGCUUGCAUGAACGUGAGGGAUGUACACGGGCGGCCUGGGAUUUCGAUACAGUUCCUACGCAGCGGUCUGGGCGGCAAUGCACUGGGCUUCUUCAGCACGAUUCGUCAUGCCUUAACUUCGGCCGCCUUCCGGGGCGAUAUUGCUGCUGCACGGACCAGCUACGGGUCACAUGUCGGAGAGCGUGUGGUGGUUGCUGCGACAUCCAAGGGACGAAUGCACUCCUGGAAGAUACACCGUGGCGGUCAUCACGAGCUUGUCGCCGAUUUCGACAUGCGAGAACGCUUGAUUGAAGCAGUUCAAGAAGCGGACCCUGCGGUCGGCAACCUCUCGCAGGAUACAUUCGAGGUUCUCGACUUUACUUUUGUCCCUCGAGGGUUGGAACAAAAGUACAUCAACGCCAGCAGGUUGAGCGAGGCCCUGAUUCAUGAAGAGGCUUCCUUGCAACAUGUGUUGCUUCUGGUAUCAUUUUCAAAACAGCAUCAAUCUCGAUACUCACUCGUGGAGGUCGUCAUAGGCCCCGAAGGGCCUCGGGUUGGAAUGGUCCGGCCGGUAACCUCAUACACCAGCCCCGUCAGGCCCAGCGCCCCAGAGAAGCCUCGGGUAUAUCUGCCACGACCUGCACUUGUUGCAUUCGUCGUAUUCGACAGGGCUGUGGUUCUCGCCUCCAUGGUCGCACCGCCCGACUCCCCAGACUCACAACUGCAGGAGGAUAGUCACAUAAUACCGCCCACCUUUGAGGAUGUGGUGGAUUUUCGGGACGAGGAGACUUUGCAAGUGGUUGGAUCCGGCUUCGAGGAGCCCAACAGCAGCGGGAAUUCAAAGGACGACCUACGACCGCACCGCCACAAAACAAAAAAUCCCACAGUGGUGCUCCUACUUCAAGGUGUGGGGACGGUUAGGAUUGCGGUUACCGAUGUUGACCGAUUCGCGAGCGAUGCACCACCACAAGUUACUGCAAAGAGCAAGCUGGAACAGGCUGUGUUCUUUGGAGUAAAGAGGGACAAUCCCUUGGUUUUCCAAGGAAGGAGAGAUCUUCCCUUCUCCAACCAAGAGCUUGGAAACGCAGCGAUCGAGUUGAGCCACGAAAUCGUGAGCUCGAAGACACCGUUCAUCGCUAAUUUGCCGGCGUCUUUGGAAAACAACAUGAAGAGCAGAGUUGCCUACUUGGACGGACUGAUCUCCCAUCUCAACUCGCUCCAUGUCGACUUGGAUAUGCGCACACGAUGGAUGCUGCUUUACGAUGCGGAAAAGAUGGCUGUUGCUACAUGGAUAUGGAAAAAGCACGAACAGUUCCUCGCGGAGCGUCUCAAGGGAGACAAGAAGACUCUGAUCUCCGAGACAGCUGUCUACAUCAAUGAGCACCAGAAGACGGAACUAAAUCCGGCAGUUGGGCAGGUGGACCCCGUGCGUCACUGGUUCAUCAACGACGUGUGGAGGUUGGAUAUCUUCGUUGCGUGGGCUUAUCAAAUCAUCAAGUACUAUUUCACCGAGCGGUUAGCGGACGAGGCGGGCAUCAACCGACUGGUCUGGGAAGCUGUCACGGUCAACAACGGAGCCCUGUUCGAGGCACGCCAGUUCCGGCUCAUCAGAGGAAGCCAAUACGGCGUCAAUCCCAAGAAGCUGGCCGGCGGCAAUGCGAUUCCCGAACCCUGGACAGCAACUUACUUCAUCACCAACAACCUCAAGCGACUAGUCGAGUUCUCCUACCAAUGGCUUGAGAGAUACUCAGGUCAACCCCCAGAGGAGAACUCUGUUGACCUCCGUCUGGUCGACUCGGUUCGGCAUCUUCUACCUUCCUUGACCAGCCAGUACCUCACGUCUCUCACAGAAUUCUCCACCUGGGCCGCUCUAAGUGACGAUGCGCAAGCCCAGGAGCGUGGCAGAACUUACCAGCAGACCUACCAAGAAGACAUCUAUACGAAGAUCCUCAGGUUGAAAGAUUUCGACUUGUGGGACGAGGCCGUCGAACUCGCGAAGGAGUACAUGGCCUUCGACUCGCUCGCUGAGAUCAUGGUACAGCGGAUACUGUCACUGCAACAGGCCGCUGUGGAGAGCAACACAACCGACAGUGCGGCGCAGGAAAAGCUUGAACUGGCCAACCUCAUGAAGGAAAAGAUGGGCCACCUGUUCGAUGCAUACGAGGAGAACUUUGCAUUCCGCGCGUACGAGGUUCUUCUCGAGAACAGCGGCGUCCAGGCUGUGCUGGACUUCCCUUACGACAGAAACGGCUACGCAACCAGAUUCCUCCGGACCAAGCCCGAACUUGCCAAGAUCUCCUGGAUCAACGACGUCGAGAGAGAGAAGGACAUCGAUCAUGCGGCCGAGACCCUGCUGAACCUAGGCCUUACACGCGAGCAGCAGGUCUGGAACAAGAAGAUCGAGCUGAGCUUAGGCAAGUUAGCGCUGCUGGCUGAAGAGGCCGAGCAGUCUGCCAACGGCGAUGGCGGCAGCAGUGUCCCGUCUGAAAAUGAGGCAAAGAACGGCGCCAACAUCGAAAAGAUCGACCACGCGCUGGAGCUCAUCAAAAUUCAAGACGCGCUCUAUGGCCAAAUUUUACCCACUGUCCAAGAAGGGGUGGAUGAGUCGGCAGAGGUGGAACUCGCUGUGAAGGAACACGGCGUCCUGAUCCCGAAGAGGCAGAAGGCACUUCACCAGGUCUUCGAGGACAGCAUGUCACGUCUACUCAGGCACGAAGCGCUACAGCCGCACACCCUGAUUGACCUACUUACCCUGGCGGCAUUACCUUCCAAUCACUACGAUACCAUCGGAGACCAAUUCUACCUUGCACUCAAAGUCGCGAAGUACGGCCUCAAGGGCGAGGAACGCUCUGAUGCAGAACGGUUGAUCUGGCGGCGGUGCUUCGUCCGCGACGACUGGAAGCGCGUCAACGAGACCAAUGACAAAGGCGACCUGGAUCAGCUCGCAACGGUGGGCGAGACGGCGGCGUACCACACCCUGUUCGCCGUCAUUGACGAGCAAUACUCCGACCCGCGAUUCAAUCCCUUCGUCAAACCCUCCGAUGCGCUCGGCGUUUUCACAGAGACUGUGGAUCGCCGCUUCGAUGGCAUGGACGACGGCUUCCGCAACAAGCUGCUCGACGCCAUGCGCUGGGAGGACACCAGGUUGCGCACCUUCGUCGAGAAGGCACAGCUCGAGGCUUGGUAUAGGACGACGAAAGAGUGUGCCGAGAAAACGGUUGCCGUGACGUAUGAUCGGUUGACGGCCGCCAAGAAAGCCGCGGCCGCGCAAGUGCCGCAGGCCACUGGGAACCGGAGUGCUACUGAAGGUGGGCUAGGGAAGUUUGUCUUGGGCGAGACGGAGAAGGGGAUGAUGAUGCCGGGGGGCUUGUUUGCGAUGUGAGAGCGUGGCCUGGGGACAUGCAUGUCUCAUGGGGUUUCGUGUUUAUGUUUGGGGCAGAGGGAGCGGAUUUGGAUGGGAUGGGCUAACGCCACUGUCUCUAUGAGGAGAAAAAAAGGUGUAGGAGCCAACGGUUAUCCUCUCGCUCUGCUUUCCCUUCCCUUUGUUGCAGAGGAUGGGUAAACUGUAUUAGUCUUGUUGAUAUAGCUCGUUUUGGGAGGCUUUCUGACGACAUUUCAUGAACCACGGCAGCUCUGUGCAGGGCUGACUUUUAUUAGCCUUGAUGGCUGAGGACACAAGGGGAAGCUUUGUUGCGUUGCGCGUGCCUUUUCUGCUUCUCCAUUCCCCUACGUAGAGCAGUGCCCUUCCCAAGAGGUCUGGCUCAAUGUCGCCUUGUGAAGGUGGUGAAAAAAAAAA
This is a messenger RNA of Chaetomium strumarium, 4911 nucleotides long. RefSeq names its product Non-repetitive/WGA-negative nucleoporin C-terminal-domain-containing protein. Lineage: Eukaryota; Fungi; Ascomycota; Sordariomycetes; Sordariales; Chaetomiaceae. The coding region runs from base 274 to 4497 and encodes 1407 amino acids. The record is from RefSeq and is a predicted model, not a curated record. Gene Ontology annotation, molecular function: structural constituent of nuclear pore; protein binding. Gene Ontology annotation, biological process: transcription-dependent tethering of RNA polymerase II gene DNA at nuclear periphery; poly(A)+ mRNA export from nucleus; protein import into nucleus. The transcript has 3 exons. Gene Ontology annotation, cellular component: nuclear pore outer ring.